Rhodamnia argentea is the source of this 2246-nucleotide messenger RNA. Its product is annotated as glucan endo-1,3-beta-glucosidase 5-like. NCBI's taxonomy places the organism in Eukaryota, Viridiplantae, Streptophyta, Magnoliopsida, Myrtales, Myrtaceae. Gene Ontology annotation, cellular component: plasma membrane. Gene Ontology annotation, molecular function: hydrolase activity, hydrolyzing O-glycosyl compounds. Gene Ontology annotation, biological process: carbohydrate metabolic process. Bases 518 to 1993 code for a protein of 491 amino acids. The transcript has 2 exons. The record is from RefSeq and is a predicted model, not a curated record.
CCCCCCUGUUCUAAACACACUCUCUCUCUCUCUCUUCCUUGGUUGUCGAGUUCGGCCGUCUUCCUACGAACUUUCGAGGUGUUCCGGUCUCGUUGGUAUUCCAUUGCUGUAAUUUUUGCCCUGUUCUUGGUGAUCUUUCUUGUCUCUGUGCUUUCUUGGGGCGCUCUCUUUUGCUCUGUUCUGGUAUAUGCUUUGGCUGAUACUUUACACAUAUACUCUGUCCACUUUCGUCUUCUUUAAUUUUAGCUUGCUGUCUUCUCUUUUGCUUGCAACUCUCUUUCUCUGAUGAUUCUUUAUUGCGUCUUGUGAGGAACCUUCCAUAGUCUAGUCCGUCUCUGUCUCAAGCUCAAGAUGACCUCUCUUUCCCUUUGUGCUUGAAGAUAAAGAAGACCAACUCGGGUUUCUGGGUCACCGACAGUUGAAUUCUUUGUCGAUUCCAGUGACAAGUUCGGUGUGAAUGAUAGGAGGACCCGAGUGAAUCGAGUGUUUGGGUGGUUCGAACUGAGAUUUUGUGGAUAUGGGGUUCUUUAAAUUUAUAGCUUUUAGUAGGCUGUGUGUUGCCCUGCUAUUGUUGGCUGAGCUGGUGAGCUCGGUAGGUGGGAUUGGAGUGAAUUGGGGAACGCAGGCGACGCAUCCUCUGCCGCCUGCGACGGUGGUGAGGAUGCUGCAGGACAAUGGGAUUCAGAAGGUGAAGUUUUUCGACGCCAAUUCGAGCAUCUUGAGCGCUCUGAGCAAGUCUGGGCUUCAGGUGAUGGUGGGGAUUCCGAAUGACAUGCUCUCUUCUCUGGCGAGCAACGUUGAGGCAGCAGAGGAUUGGGUCGCGAAGAAUCUCUCUUCACACAUCUCUGCCAAUGGAGUGGACAUCCGGUAUGUUGCAGUAGGGAAUGAACCCUUUCUAUCGACGUACAACGGAAGCUACCUGAAUACAACCCUUCCCGCCCUCCAGAAUGUCCAGGCAGCUGUUGUGAAAGCCGGAUUGAGCACCCAGGUCAAAGUCACCAUCCCUCUCAAUGCGGAUGUGUUAGGGAGCUCGACAAACCUUCCUUCUGAUGGAGACUUCCGGCCAGAUAUCCGGAGUCUCAUGUUGGAGAUCGUGAAGUUCCUCAGCGACAAUGGAGCUCCUUUCACCAUCAACUUCUACCCUUUCAUUAGCCUCUACAAAGACCCCAACUUCCCGAUAGAUUUUGCCUUCUUCGACAACUCGUCAUCGACGCUGAACGAUAAAGGCACGGUAUACACCAAUGUGUUCGAUGCGAGUCACGACAUGCUUGUGUGGGCUCUGCAGAAGAAUGGUUUUGGAAACAUGUCCAUCAUUGUUGGAGAGGUCGGAUGGCCUACAGAUGGAGACAAGAAUGCGAAUGCAAAGAAUGCUCAGCGGUUCAACCAAGGGUUCAUGACUCGGUACUCGGCUGGAAAGGGGACCCCUAUGAGACCUGGCCAAUUGGACGCCUACUUGUUCAGCCUAAUUGAUGAAGAUGGAAAGAGCAUUCAACCCGGCAACUUCGAGCGCCAUUGGGGUCUGUUCUAUUACGAUGGGCAGCCAAAGUACGAGCUGCAUCUUGGUUCCACAAACUCAAAUGGCUUGGUAGCUGCAAGGGAUGUCAAAUAUCUGCCUAAGAAAUGGUGUGUGAUGUCACAGUCAGCGAGCCUCCAAGACUCGCAAGUGGCACCUAGUGUGGGCUACGCUUGUGCCCACGCGGACUGCACAAGUCUCGGGUACGGGACUUCGUGUGGCAACUUGGAUGCUCAAGGGAACAUCUCGUACGCGUUCAAUAGCUACUACCAGCAAAAUAACCAACUCGACAGCGCCUGUCAGUUCCCCAACCUAUCGGUGAUCUCGGGCAGCGAUCCCUCUGUUGGAGAUUGUAAAUUCAUUAUCAUGAUCCAGACGCAGUCCUUGAGCUUGGUUGGGAAUGCCGGAUCUCGGAUAAGAGGUAUUGUUCCAGCUGUGUUGGUGUCCUCGUUGCUGUACAUGAUUUUGUGGAUGUCAUAGCUAUUCCAUAUACUGGUACAUGGUUUUCAUAAAGGAUUGUGGCUUCAUCAUAAGUGCUGUUAACACUGCGUACACGGUUAUACCCGUCUUCAUUUUCUCGUAAAUAGACAUUAGCAGAAUUGGAAAAAGAGUUGAAUUCUGUCAAUUGAUAUUAGAACCGCUGUUAAGCACUUGCCAAAACAAGGAUACCGAAAUCAGGAAAUUCAGGUUGGGUCGCCCCAAGGUAAAAAAAGGGAGUCAUGGGUUGAUCAAA